Messenger RNA from Populus nigra (black poplar), 2684 nucleotides. RefSeq names its product G-type lectin S-receptor-like serine/threonine-protein kinase LECRK2. The transcript has a single exon. Gene Ontology annotation, biological process: protein phosphorylation; recognition of pollen. Lineage: Eukaryota; Viridiplantae; Streptophyta; Magnoliopsida; Malpighiales; Salicaceae. The record is from RefSeq and is a predicted model, not a curated record. Bases 74 to 2470 code for a protein of 798 amino acids. Gene Ontology annotation, molecular function: protein serine/threonine kinase activity; ATP binding.
AAAACAAAAAAAAAACACUUUCUUAUAUGUCACCAGUCUUUCCUGAGAGGAAGUAGAACGCUAGCAUUAUCAUAUGGCUUCAGCCUAUUCUGCUUUGUUGCUUGUGUUUUUCUUUUGGAUUUACGAACCUGUAAGUCCCCAGCAGAACUGGACACACUCGAUAGAAUUAGGUUCUUCACUCUCCACCAAUUUCCCACCAACUUCAUGGCGCUCCCGUUCUAAUCGUUUUGCUUUUGGGUUCUACCGACAGGGCAGCGGCUUCAUAGUGGGAAUUUGGUUGGCGAGUAAGCCAGAUGCUACAUUCACCUGGACAAUAAACCGAGAUGUCCCUCAUGUGUCAUCAAAUGCUACAUUGGAGUUGACCAAAAAAGGUAAGCUCCUUUUGAGAAGGCAUAGAAAUAAUGCAACUGAUGAAGAGAUAUUCAUUGCUAAUUUUACGGGGUCAGCUUCAUGUGCUCAAAUGCUUGAUUCUGGGAAUUUUGUGCUCUACAAUGAACGUUCGGAAGCAAUAUGGGAAAGUUUUAGCUUUCCUACGGAUACUAUAUUAGGAGGACAAAAUCUAUACAUAGGGGGUGAACUGUUUUCCAGUGCAUCUGCAAUCGAUUUGUCCACGGGAAGGUUUCAUCUUAAAAUGCAAGAUGAUGGGAACCUUGUUUUGUAUCCCGUAGACACUCUAGACCUUCCACUGGAUGCGUAUUGGAGCUCUCGAACUGAUGGUAAACCUGGUAUCCAUCUAAUUUUAACUGGUACAGGAGAUCUGUUACUCGUUAACCAAACCUUGCACACAAUCGAAACCGUGACAUCCUCUGGUUCAGAAUCGAACAGCACCUCAAUUAUCUACCGGGCAACAUUGGAGUAUGAUGGAAUUUUCCGAUUGUAUUCCCAUAACUUCGAUGGCGAAGCUGAGUACAUCAUUUCCCUUAUGUGGCACGAACCAGGGACACAGUGUGAUGUGAGAGGUUUCUGUGGAUUCAACAGCUACUGCACCAUGAAUGAUCAUGAUGAUCAACCUGACUGUCUUUGUCUUCCUGGAACUGCUUACGUUGAUCCCAACCAGAGAUUUCAUGGAUGUGAGAGAGACUACAACGAAGGAUCCUGCAAACAUACAAACGAAAUGUCAUCGCUAUAUAACAUUACUGUUUUGGACCAAAUUGCGUGGGAUGACAACGCUUAUUUUCAAGCAUCAAUGUCAGAGGAAGGUUGCAGAAAGUCCUGUUUGGAGGAUUGUAACUGUGCUGGUGCGCUGUACGAAGCAGGGAAGUGCAAGAAACAGAAGUACCCAGUGAAAUAUGCUUCGAAAACGCAAUAUCAAUCAUCAAAAUCUUUCUUCAAGGUGGCUUUGGAGAGUAUCAAAAGCAGCAACCAUUCCAGUGCCAUAGGAAUGGUGCCUUCAGUAAUCCAGAGGACAAGCAAGAAGGCAGUGGUACUAAUUCUUGUUAUGAGUUUAGCCUUCAUAACAUGGUGUUUAGUCGCCCUAGCAAUCUCUGGCCUUUUCAUCUUUAAGUCGAGAGUCAUUAAGGGUAGAAUGCAGACGGAAAGUGGAAAUUUUGGCUUGGCCCGUGAGCUCACUCUGAGAGCAUUCUCUUAUCGUGAGCUUAAGAAAGCAACAAAGGGUUUCAAAGAAGAGUUGGGGAAAGGAUCUUCUGGAGCUGUUUACAAAGGGACUUUAUACAAAGGUCAAAAGGCUAUUGCGGUGAAGAGGCUGGAGAAGGUGGUCAGUGAAAGUGAAAGGGAGUUCCUGGCGGAGAUGCGUUCAAUUGGAAAAACUCAUCAUAAGAAUUUGGUUCGGCUUCUUGGCUACUGCACUGAGGGUUCCCAUAGGCUCCUAGUAUAUGAAUACAUGAGCAAUGGGUCACUUGCAAAUCUUCUCUUCCGAAAUGAAAGGAUUCCAGAUUGGAGCGACAGAGUGAAAAUUGCUCUAGAUAUUGCUAAAGGGAUCUUAUAUCUGCAUGAAGAGUGUGAAGCACCAAUCAUCCAUUGUGAUAUAAAGCCUCAAAACAUUCUGAUGGAUGAUUUUUGGACUGCUAAGAUCUCUGAUUUUGGGCUGGCAAAAUUGUUAGUGCCUGAUCAAACAAGAACCCUGACUAUAGCCAGAGGGACACCAGGUUAUAUGGCACCUGAAUGGACUAAGAUCAGCACUCCAACAUCAGUGAAGGUAGAUGUUUACAGUUAUGGAGUUGUGCUCUUGGAAAUUGUUUUCUGCAGGAGAAACAUGAAAAUCAACGUAUCAAAACCAGAGGAAGUUCUACUUUCUAAAUGGGCAUACGAGCUUUUGGUUGCAAGAGAAUUGGACAGGCUUGAUCUUGGUGAAGAUGUAGACAGGCAGAAAUUGGAGAAAAUGGUUAUGAUAGGCAUUUGGUGUAUUCAAGAUGAACCAGGUCUCCGCCCUUCUAUGAAGACUGUUGUGAUGAUGUUAGAAGGAAUUACUGAUGUAUCUGUUCCUCCACACCCAACUUCAGCUUCGGCAUAAGUGUCUAUGUAUGCGUGUCUACGCAGGAAAACUAUCAACCGCUUUCUCUGAAAGUCUCUUGUUUCCUAUAGCUGUAGUGGCACUCCCAAAUAAAGAAAAUAAUUUAGUGGUUUUAGGGGUGGGGAAGUUAUGGAAGCAGUAGUUUAAAGAGCAUGAUGAUCUUGAUUGUGUAGUAAUACUAACGGGAAGCAUGCUUAUGUUCUGUUUCCUCCAA